Cylicostephanus goldi is the source of this 558-nucleotide messenger RNA. The record is from the annotation of a GenBank genome assembly. NCBI's taxonomy places the organism in Eukaryota, Metazoa, Nematoda, Chromadorea, Rhabditida, Strongylidae.
AUGGACUUCCGUGUACGGAUAAUCUUUGUCGCUUGUGCUUGUGGCUAUCUACAUCUAGCAUCGGCCGUCAAUUCCGUAGAAGAAAUUCCACCUCCUUUACAAGUGCAGAAAGAAGGUGACUCGCAUACUUCUCCGCUUGAUAAGAAACCUUCCUUGCAAGCAACAAGUCCUUUGACUGCAACAAACUCCUCAUCUUCGAACAAGUCGGGAGCUGCGACUGCUGCCCGGAAAAGUACUAGCCAGAGCAAAACUUCUUUGGAACUUGUCAAGAGUACGAAACCCAUAGUGAGCACAACGAAAUCAACGGAGAGCGAUUCUGCUCCAAAAGCUGCUGCUCCUGAGUUUGAAGACCGUAACGAACAAGAUGAGGGUGGAAAGGGGGAAGAGGUUUGUGAAUUGUUGAUGGAAUGGUGGUGGUUGCACGAACUGUGUUUGCAUGCAAGCUCGCUUGUGCUCGGCUUCACAUUGUCUAAGGCAGUCUACCAUUCUCAUCCAUAUCGCUGCAAUCCACUUGAAAAAGCAGCUGUCGACACAUUUUUACGUUUGCAAGUUUGGUAG